AUGAAAAGUCUUCCGGAAAUUAUCACAAUUUUGCUAUACGCAUUGAGCACAGCUGUUGUGAUUAUUCAAGCUGAUGAUCCUUUGAAUCCCAAGGAGCAGAAAGAGAAGGCCACCAAUUUGCCACCAUGUAAGGCCUGUUCAACGUUGGCAGCCUCAUUCAAAUUGGGAAUGGAUAAUACUAGUCGUGGCAAACAUGCUGGUGGUGAUGCUGCCUGGGAGGAAGAGAAACUACGUUCGUACAAAACAAGUGAAGUGCGUUUGGUGGAGAUCCAAGAAAACCUAUGCCGUGAAGUAAGACGAGGUCAAACUCAAUGUCACAAUUUGGCCAAUGAUCAUGAACAUUUGUUGGAAGAAUGGUUUACCCAUAAACAGACAGAGGAACCAGAUGUCCAUAAAUGGUUGUGCAUUGAACAGUUGAAAGUUUGUUGUCCUGAGGGUCAUUUCGGCGCUGAAUGUAAACAAUGUACUGAUUGUCAUGGAAAUGGUAAAUGUAAAGGUGACGGUACCCGCAAAGGUAACGGCAAAUGUAAUUGUGAUGCUGGCUAUGCGGGUGAUGAUUGUAAUCAAUGUGCCAAUGGUUAUUAUGAAGCAUUCCGUGAUGAAAAGAAGUUGUUAUGUUCGGCUUGCCAUAAAUCGUGCACCCAUGAUGGUGGCUGUAAGGGUGCUGGACCAAAAGCUUGUACAAAAUGCAAUGAAGGCUGGCGAUGGGAUGCCACAAAUGGUUGCCAGGAUAUCAAUGAAUGUCUCGACAAUCCAAGAACCUGUCGUCCCAAUCAAUUUUGUGUCAACAAUGAAGGAACAUAUUCAUGUUUAGAAUGUGAUCGUUCAUGUGAGGGAUGCGAUGGUGAUGGUCCGGAUAUGUGUAAAAAAUGUGCCUCCGGUUUUACACUAAAGGAUGGAAAGUGUACUGAUGAUUCGAAUGAGAAACGUGAUCAAUAUGUCAACAUAACACGUUUUCUAACAUAUUUCGGCCUGUGUGUCGCCACCUGUGUUAUAUUCCAAAGUUCAACGCAUAUCGCUUAUAUUGUUGGUGCAGCUGUUGCCAUUUAUAUAGCCGCAUCGGAAUAUUGGCUUAGUUCAGCUCCGGCCGGUGCCAAUAAGCCACAAAUCGAUACAAAACAAUUGGAAGAAAUGCUAAUGAAAUCGUUGUAA
Molecule: messenger RNA, 1152 nt
Organism: Musca vetustissima
Lineage: Eukaryota; Metazoa; Arthropoda; Insecta; Diptera; Muscidae
Product: cysteine-rich with EGF-like domain protein 2
Exons: 4
Coding region: 1-1152 (383 amino acids)
Molecular function (GO): calcium ion binding
Source: RefSeq, a predicted model, not a curated record